This is a messenger RNA of Trichomonas vaginalis G3, 1449 nucleotides long. RefSeq lists its product as uncharacterized. The record is from RefSeq and is a predicted model, not a curated record. The transcript has a single exon. NCBI's taxonomy places the organism in Eukaryota, Parabasalia, Trichomonadida, Trichomonadidae. The coding region runs from base 1 to 1449 and encodes 482 amino acids.
AUGUUUGAAUUAUUCGAAGAUAAGAAGAACCAAGAUGAAAAGAAUACACCAGAAGUAAUAGUCAAGCAAAACACAGUAUCAGAAAUCAUGGAUACUAAAGAUAUGAGAACUUUGGCUUAUAUUUUGAUUGGUUUGUUCUCUACGAUCAUUUUCUUCAAUUAUAAAGUGGAAUAUCUUGAAACGCAAGAGUCAAAAAGAAUAGAUGUAUCAGAUGGAUCAAGACAAUCUGUGACUUACGCGAUAACAGCUAAUAAUUUGUCGCAAAACAAUAUAUUUUCAAUUCUUGAAUACAGAUAUCUCCCUGAUUCAUCAACAGAAUCCAAGUCAUGCCAAUGGAAUUUCAAAGUUCACACUUAUUAUUACGAUAAUGAAGGAAAUAUUACCAGAGCUAUAGAAAACAGAAAUUGGCAUCGUUGGACAGCUAAUGAAACAUUCCAUCCGAUGCAUUUUACUCAAACUCGUAAUAUUUCAUCACUUCGAAUUUCAUCUAACAGUGAUGCGCAAAAGGAAUGGCUUGGAGCAAUGGAAUUCAGAUGGACAGUUCCUAUUCGGUCUGCUUUCAAGAUUGCCUUCUCAAUACAUACAGAAUUUUUCAUUUUUUACAUAAUUUUAUUUAUAUUUUACGUUAAGAACAGUCUUAAGUUCAAAAUGAAAGCUAGAUCGAAAAUAGUUAUGACACUUUUACCUUUAGGCCUUAUUUCAGAGUUUCCUUACGAAUAUUUCGGAUUCGAAUUUAUUUUUUCGGAUACAUUAAGAGAUACAUUCUUUUAUCUAUACUACGGACUUACAGUAUUAUUUAUUGCGUUCAGAAUCCAUGAAUUUAAUGUCGAAACUUGUAUGAUGAAAAAGAAUAUGAAAGCUUUUACAUUUGGUGGCGCAAUGACCAUCCAAGGUGUUCUGUCAUCAAUAUCUCGUCAUUUGAUCAUGUAUUCUUUGCCUUCUUUGCCAGACGGAACAGAUCCAUCUGAAGGAGACUUUAUUUCUAAGAAUCUGUUUGCUGUUGUUGUUGGAUUGACUUUCUAUCAAGUUCUUACUGCAUUAAUGGAUAAAAUGGAUAAGAAAAAGAACGAUGAUUUGGAAAGAUUCAAAAUUCAACAUUAUCCUUUAUUCUUUUCCAUGGUUGUAUCAGUAGUUUUCUUUUUACAGGAUGCAAGGAAGAAGAGUUUCAUUCAAAAUCCUGUUAAAAAGGCAAUUAUGCAAGGAGUUUGGCAUCUUGUGAUAUUUUUCGAAUCAAUCAUCUCAAUUCCAAUCAAAAAUGAUCGUGCUGAUGCUUUUGAGUUCGAAAUAGACAGAGAUCAGAUUGAUUCUGAGUCUUAUGAAGAAGAAACUGAAGAAGAUGAAAAUCAUGACCCAGAAAAGCCAGAAAACGAACCACAAAAUUUAGAAAAUACCCAAUUAAUCACAAAUGAACCUCCAAAAGAAGUCAAUGACUUAUUAUCUGUUAAUUAA